CCUCCACAGUCCUCCCCAGAAGAUGGAAGCUCUCGGCGGCUACCCGAGCAAGUCCAGCCCGCGGGGAAAAGCCCUGCCGGUGCUGAUGAGCCUGGCGGUUUGUUUGGGGUCGCUGUACUUGCUGCAGAGCAGAUUCUCGAAGCCGAGAAGACUUAAAGACUUCUAUUCCUUCGAAGUGAGGGACGCAAGAGGAAGGGCCAUCUCUCUGGAGAAGUACAGAGGAAAGAUCUCGCUGGUUGUAAACGUGGCGAGUCAGAGCGAGCAGACCGAGGAGAACUACCGGUUCCUGCAGGAGCUUCACAGAGAACUAGGUACUGCCCAUUUCAACGUUCUGGCCUUCCCCUGCGGUCAGUACGGCCACACCGAGCCCGGCUCCAGCAGGGACGUGGAAGCCCUCGCCAAGUCCCACUAUGGAGUGACCUUUCCCAUCUUCAGCAAGAUCAAGAUCAUGGGCUCAGAAGCAGAACCUGCGUUCAAGUUCAUCACAGAUUCGGUGCAGGGGAUACCAAAGUGGAACUUCUGGAAGUUUCUGGUGAACGCCGAGGGCCAGGUGGUGCGGUUCUGGCGGCCGGAGGAACCCAUGGAGGAGAUCAGGCAGGAGGUCACGGCGCUCAUUCGGGAGAUCAUCCUGAAGAAGAGGCACGAACUCUGAGGGUCUGAGACCCAGCAGUGAAGAAAGGAAAGGUUCCUGAGAGAAAAAGCCUUCACCGUGUUGCCUUACGAACUUCUCUGAACACUAAAUGUGGUCUGUCCGUCCAUCCGUCUGUCUGUUUGUCUGCCUGUUGUUUUUAGAUGAGCCCAGACUUUUGUGUUUGCCUGCUUUCUGUGUGCCACAUUGGAAUCUUCUACAGGUGUGAAUUAGAGCCCAUGUUCUUCAUUUUUCAGCAUCAGGGGGAAAAAGUGGACGACACGCACUGUUUAAAAUGAGGUCGGCUCAGCUCAGAAUGAUCUACUCACUGAUUACAUGGCUUUUCUUCAUCAGAGUUCACACAACUCAAACUUCUUAGUGGAGUCAUAAGUUCUCUUCAUUUUGUAGUUCUCCAUUUCAGUUUGGGGAAAUAAAAUGAACUUGUUUUUUGUACUCAGCUUCCUUCUAGCCAGGACUCCAUCA
Molecule: messenger RNA, 1111 nt
Organism: Pygocentrus nattereri (red-bellied piranha)
Lineage: Eukaryota; Metazoa; Chordata; Actinopteri; Characiformes; Serrasalmidae
Gene: gpx8
Product: glutathione peroxidase 8 (putative)
Exons: 3
Coding region: 23-652 (209 amino acids)
Biological process (GO): response to oxidative stress
Molecular function (GO): glutathione peroxidase activity
Source: RefSeq, a predicted model, not a curated record